Molecule: messenger RNA, 3354 nt
Organism: Aureobasidium pullulans EXF-150
Lineage: Eukaryota; Fungi; Ascomycota; Dothideomycetes; Dothideales; Saccotheciaceae
Product: kinase-like protein
Exons: 2
Coding region: 1-3354 (1117 amino acids)
Biological process (GO): protein phosphorylation
Molecular function (GO): protein kinase activity; ATP binding
Source: RefSeq, a predicted model, not a curated record
AUGGACUUCGAAUACUCUCCCCACCGCUCAGCUGGAGGAACUCUGCAUAUGCUUUCGCCGACCCACUCUCAAUACUCUAUCGACGCGUUUCCCUCUAUCAAACAAAUCCGACGCUCCUUGUCGCGUUCUCCCUCGAAGCCGUCGCGUUACCAUCUCGUCUCCAGGUCUCCCAAGAAGUCUCCUCCUCGCUCUGGUCUAUCGCGUGCACUAAGUGCAAACACUGGCGCCGAUUCGUCCCUCAAGAACAAGUUGUUGCUGCGACGGAACGCCCCUGUUCGCGCCAAUGCGCGCAAAGAGACACCACACACUUUGAGACGCGCUUUGAGUGACGCCAGCAGCCAGGCCAACACAGUAGCCAUGGAACUAACUCAACAACCCACUCCCGGCGACCAAGAGAACGCAUAUCUGACAUCACCCACCUCAAGACAUCUGGAAGUGCCCCGCGACACUCGCUUCGAAGUCGACGAUGAACCCAUCAAGUUCGAUUUCCUCAAAGGCCGCAACAGCUUGUCAUUGGCCAUGAGUGGAACUCCGGCAAAAUCAAGUCCCCUGAAGCGCAGCGAUGGGGUUAUGAAUCUCGAUCAGGUCAACCUUGGUAGUCCCAGAGCCAAGCGACGUAGUUUGCAUAGCGCCUCUCUCGGUGUUGACUUCGAUGUCUUCGAGCAGGCCUUCGAAGGCGCCAACAAUGGCUUCAGCGACGAUGAGCCUACUUCCGUAUCGCCUGUGCGUCAAAGAUCUCCUCAACGCAACAAGCCUUUCAGCCUCCGAAGGACCACUCUCCAGCAACGAGUAGUUGGAGCACCUCGUGCCAGGCCUUUCUCAGACUUGAGCGAGUCACCGAGUGGCCACUCAAAGGCACGGGCUAGAAUGUCUCUUGAUGGCUCGCUGCCGCUUCGUGGUCUUGAACCCUUGAUCCACCUUCCUCCCCCUGAACAGAAGGCCAUUUCUCGUUCAGCACCGAAACCUCACCCACUCUCCAAAGCACUGAGCCCAUCAAGUUCAGCAUCAAGCCUUGGUGAGGACACGCCACGUCUAUCGCCGAAAAAGCCACAGUUCUCUAGACCUUACCCCGGCUUUUCCAAGAGUCUGCCUAUCGGAGCGCUCAGACCAAAGCCACACACCGACUCGAGUGGCUCGAGCGAUUCGUUCGAGACGCCGGAAGCCUACAAGAUGGCAAAGCCAUUGCCUCAGGCUUUUAUGUCGACCGGCUUGAUCUCUAAGCGUAAUCGAAAUGUCGACCUUCCCCAGUCUUCAUUUGGUAGCAGCAUGAACAUGCCUGACACGCCCUCGAAAAAGACCAUGCUGCCUCACCUCGGUGGAGGCACCCCAGCUCCUGCAGCCAAUUUUGGCAAGUUCUCUCGUCCGCUUCACGAGUUUGGUUCUCCCACUACUCCUUGGAGUCCCCAUCCAGUCCAAGCAUCCCCUGAAUCGUUCGGAAAAGGCGUCAACAUCUUUGGUCUCGGCUGCUCCUCGGGAAAGUCAAACCGACGUAGCAGCUUCCUCAGUAUUACUGAUGAGGACCUCUCCAAAUCGCCUUCUGUUCAUAUGGACGUGCAAGCAAGCGGCGAUGAGAUGCCGCCCACUCCCACCAAAGCCGCUUCAUCCGGAUCUACCACCAUCCGACCAACAUCCAAGGGCAAGGGAAACAGCUUGCGAAGCUCCCUGUUUGGACGCAGAUCGUCAAUUGCACCUGACACAUUCAACCCACCCACCUCAGAGGAUCAGCAGCCAGCAAAUGACUGUAAGUAUAUUUCCUCAACUACUCCUGCUUCGGAGUCAAAGACAAGUGGGGCGUCGACUCCAUCUCUUACUAUCACUCCAUGUGGCUCGCCAUCUUCUCCUUCAUUUGAACAAGCCAUGAGCCUCCGGCAAUCUCAUCGUAAAUCUUGCCCAUCUCCUCUUACUCUUCGGUGUCGGGAAUUUCCUUCUUUUUCUUCUUCUUCUACCUCAUCUGCAGGAGAUGCUGAAGCAAAGCAACUAUUAGCAGUCACACCAUCUAGCCGAUCCAGCUUUACGGAUACGAAUCUCCCACCGCAGACUCCUCAGGAGAGCUUCACCCCUCCGGAUCCCAGCGGCCUGUCUAUCUCCGGCGAACACCGCGGACCAGUUUUGUUUGGUAUGAGCGGCCUCCAAAGCUCAAACAGUUUCCCUCCUGCUACACCCACUGGACCACGAGACUCGGGCAUGAACUUUGGUGCAAGCAUUGGCCCUGGUGCCUUUGGAGCCUCGGUGUCUGGUUUCUUUGCCAACGAUGUCGACACAGCCCUGACGUCCCGUUUCGAGAGUGUCCAGGCCAUUGGUCUGGGCGAGUUUUCUCAGGUCUAUCGUGUCUCUAAGCCAGUUGUUGGCAGUCCAGCUGCUCGCCAUGGCGUCACUCGCAAGCUUGGAAAUGUUUGGGCUGUCAAAAAGUCGAAGAAGCCAUACCUUGGCGUCAAGGACCGUGAGAACAAGAUGAGAGAAGUCCACGUCCUCCAGGCUCUUCGUGGUAACGAACACAUUCUCGAUCUCUGCGAUUCGUGGGAAUCGAAGAACCAUCUUUAUAUUCAAACCGAGUUCUGCGAGAACGGCAACCUCAAGGACUUCCUUACUCAGACUGGUUUCAAGGGCCGAUUGGACGACUUCCGCAUCUGGAAGAUCCUGCUUGAGAUGUCUCAGGGCGUCAAAUGCAUUCAUGAUGCAGGAUUUAUCCAUCUUGACCUCAAGCCAGCCAAUGUGCUGAUUGACUGGGAAGGAGUCCUGAAGAUUGCAGACUUCGGCAUGGCUACGACAUGGCCUGCACCCAGACACAUUGAGGGAGAGGGCGACCGUGAAUACAUCGGUCCCGAAGUGCUCUCUGGCAAAUUCGACAAGCCCGCUGACAUCUUCUCCCUGGGCAUGAUCAUGCUUGAGAUCGCUGGAAACAUCGUACUUCCCGACAAUGGCUUGCACUGGCAGAGACUACGCAGCGGCGACCUCAGUGACGUUCCCAGCCUUACUUGGAGCUCGGAGAAUAGUCUUCCCAGAUAUGAGUCUGGCGAGCCUAUGAUUGAUGACAACGAAGAGACUAUUCGUUUCGACGACGACAUGGACAUGGGCAAUCAGCCUACUGGGGGCACACACCGAAGACGUGAGCUGGCGCAGCCACCCAACUUCAUGAUUGACCCCAACGACAGCGAGGCUCUGGACAAAGUGGUCGAGUGGAUGAUUUGCCCAUCUCCUGAGCAAAGACCGGUCAUUAACGAGCUUCUCAACUGCGGUGGAGUGCAGUGGGUCGAGCAAAGGAGACGGGCAGGCGCCACGAUUUAUGAGGGCAACUGGGGGCCGGCAGAUGAUGUCCUCAAUGCUGGUCACGACAUCGACAUGGUUGACAUCUAA